Beta vulgaris subsp. vulgaris (sugar beet) is the source of this 1883-nucleotide messenger RNA. RefSeq lists its product as hypothetical. The record is from RefSeq and is a predicted model, not a curated record. Bases 130 to 1479 code for a protein of 449 amino acids. Lineage: Eukaryota; Viridiplantae; Streptophyta; Magnoliopsida; Caryophyllales; Amaranthaceae. The transcript has a single exon.
AGUCCAAAACACGUGUUCCGCCUCCUCUUUCUAUAUCUACCACAUCAUCCUAUCACCCCCGAGAGCAUCACUAAAAUUUCCAAUUCAAGUGUUAUUGCAUAUUUUCCGUCCUUGCAGAACUUUGGAAAUAUGUCUCAGGUUGUGCUCAUUUCAGAAUGUUUUGUGCGACCCAAAUCCGAGAUUCAUCACUCUGAAAAGGACCAUUACCUGAGUCCAAUGGCUUUAGAAUUGCUGUCACUAGGAAACACACAAUAUGGUCUCCUUUUCAAUACCUCAUCAUCUUCAAACACCAAGAAUAUCUUUGACAACCUUCAAAAGUCUCUUUCUCAUGCCCUUGUCUAUUUUUACCCUUUGGCUGGUCGCCUCGUUACCAAAAAAUACGAAGAUGAACAUAGCUGCUCUAUAUUCGUCGAUUGCCGUAAGGGUGCUGGAGCCAGGCUCAUCCAUGCUUCGGCCUUAGAGCUUAGUGUAGCUGAUGUUGCCGAAACCAGCACAGAUGUACCUUUGGUGAUCCAGUCAUUCUUUGAUCUCGGCGAGCGACAAGUUAAUCAUGACGGCCACACCAGAGCAUUGUUAUCUGUUCAGAUGACAAAUCUUGCUGAUGGUUUGUUUAUUGGAUGCUGCAUCAACCAUUGUGUUGGUGAUGGCACAUCUCUGUCUCAUUUUCUUAAUAUCUUGUCCCAGAUAUUCGUUUCCGGAUCGGAAACAACACAUAUCUCACGCCUGCCUGUCUUUAAAUUACCCCUUUCAAUUUCUGAGAACUAUCCAACCUUGAAAUUACCAUUCCUGGAAGAGAAUGAAGUUAUAACCCGAUUCAAUGAAAGCCAUCUACUAAGAGACAGAAUAUUCCAUUUCUCAGCUGCAUCAAUGGCGAAACUCAAAGCCAAAGCCAAUGCCGAGGUGAAAAAUAUGCUACCAACACUCUCUUCUUAUAAGGCAUUGUGUGGGCUUAUCUGGAAGGCAAUUACUCGAGCUCGGAAACUAUCCAGUGAUGAAGACACCAGAUUUAUAUUGGCAGUAAAUAUUAGGCCUCGUUUAAACCCACCUUUGUCUCCUGACUAUUUUGCAAACAGCUUUGUUACAGCAGUGGCUACUGCGAAGGUUGGUGAGCUGCUCGCAAAGGACUUAGGUUGGGCAACCUUGCUGAUCCACCAGGAGGUCGAGGCAGUGGAUGAUCGAGCAGCCCGUGAAAAGUUGGUGUUACCCCCUGGUAAGAGUCCCAAAGUGAAGCGCCCUGGGUGUAAAUCGUAUGGGGCUAACCCGGUGUUUAUGGGUGGUUCACCCAGAUUUGAUUUUCAUGGAGCUGAAUUCGGGUUUGGUAAAUCAGUUACUGCUAGGACAGGGUACACCAACAGAACUGAUGGGAAGCUUACAUCUUUUCCAGGCUGUCUUGGUCCGAAUAGUGUCGAUCUACAAGUUAGCCUUGAGAAUAUGAAUGAGCUUUUGUUGGAUGAGGAAUUCAUGAAUUAUGUUUCAUGAACUCACCUCAUUCAUUUGUCCUUGUAAUGGCGAUUCUGUUUCAUUGCAAUCAGGGAUUGUAUUUCUACAUUUCAGGCUAUUCAAUGUUCAAUAAGACAUCCGCCCUUUAAUGACAACUAGCCUUACAUGCACGUGACACGUGCAAAAACAAAUAAAAAGCUUGAUUGUGUAAUAACUAAUGAGAAAAGGAGUAAAGAGUAAUUUAAUGUACUGCCAGUGAUGAUCUGUCAUUAGUGUACUGCAAUUUUGUCCUUUUUAUUCUGUCAUUUUGUCCAUUUAUUCUCUGGUGAUUAUUCCUUGUUUUUGUCCUAGAGUGAUUAUAUAUGAUGUAAUGAGAUCAAGGUAAGGCAGUAGGAUUUUAAUGAAUCAAUACAACAACACCAUAAAGUUGUUUUCUCUCCCUC